GCCCACAACAGGACGACGGCGACGGACGACCCCUCCUCGCGGUGCCGGAAUUUGUCUCUUGCCAGAAUAACAAAUAACAAAUAUUGCGCUCCGCAUAUAAUACCAUUUCGUGUCGUUUCUCACAUUCAUAUCUCGUCGACUUUUUGCCUUGCUACGUGGUUUCUCCUCUACAUCUCCCACAAUGAGUGACUUUAACACCAUCGCUCAACAAUUUGUUGAUUUCUACUACAAGACAUUCGACGAGAACCGGAACAAUCUGGCUGGGCUCUAUCGGGACAAUUCCAUGCUCACUUUUGAAAGUGACCCCCAACUGGGAUCAGCAAACAUUACCAACAAGCUGACCUCGCUUCCAUUCACCAAGGUCCGCCACCAAGUGUCGACUCUCGAUGCCCAGCCUAGCUCUGAGCAAGGUGGUGUCCUUGUCCUCGUCACCGGUACUCUUCUGGUUGACGAAGAGGAGCGAGCUAUGAACUACACGCAAGCCUUCCAACUCCUCCCUGACGGCGCAGGCAGCUACUUUGUUUACAACGACGUUUUCCGCCUCGUCUACUCGUAAGGAGCACGCAAAACGGUAUAUGGGCCACCGAGUACCGUCAAUGGGAGAGAUAAUAGGGAGGUUAUAUUUGAUACCAAGGGUCAUCUAGCGUGACGGGGGAUAGUCUCAAGAAAACCCGGCUUGUUAGUCGGGCAGGCAUUGUAUUCUUGGACGCUGUUAAUGUGUUUGGCGGUGAUAUUGCUGUAGAAAAUCAAACCAUCAUACUGAUAUCUUGACA
Talaromyces proteolyticus is the source of this 773-nucleotide messenger RNA. Its product is annotated as putative nuclear transport factor NTF-2. Bases 182 to 556 code for a protein of 124 amino acids. Lineage: Eukaryota; Fungi; Ascomycota; Eurotiomycetes; Eurotiales; Trichocomaceae. The transcript has 6 exons. The record is from RefSeq and is a predicted model, not a curated record. Gene Ontology annotation, cellular component: nuclear pore central transport channel. Gene Ontology annotation, biological process: protein import into nucleus.